AUGCUCACACUCCUCGAGCCCCCGGGUGCCAAACGUCCUCCGCAUGGAGGGAACCGAUCAGAGCAACAUUUACUGCACCUGGGCCAGCCGGAUGACGAUCCCUACUUUGACGAAUCGUACAUACCACAAGAUCCGGUCGAUGCCCCUGCGACGGGAUUCCUAGCGUACUUUGAACGCUUUCUCGUGUGGAAGACUAGUUCAAGCGAUUAUUCGGACAAGUGGAAGAAAGAAUUUCGACAGCGACCGUCUUUUUGUGACGCAGAUCUUUGCCUGCAGCAGAUCAGAAGAGGAAAAGCAGACGGAAAUGUUGGUGCUCUGAUUACUCGCAGCUUUAUUCAGAAGGGCUUGAAUGCACUCGGCAAUUUUGUGCAGGCGAACCCCUUCUCCAUCAUUAUGGCCGUUAUGCUGCUCUUCUCAUUUUGCUGCUAUGGACUCCAGUUUGUGCGCAUUGAGACCGACAUUGUCAAGCUUUGGGUUGACAAGGGCGGACGGUUGGAUGGCGAGCUAAAUUUCCUGAGCGAAGUACAAUCGGGUACCUUGUUCAACAGCUCGGAUGACGGGGUGGAAAUGGUCCGCGAGAACGGCCUGGGCGGUGGCUAUCAAGUCGUAAUCCAGACGCCGAACUACGAGGGCCAGAACGCAUUGACGAACGAGCAAAUGAUGAAACAUGUCCGGAUUAUGCGGGAAAUCGCCAACUAUACGGCCACCGUUGACGGCGUGCAAUGGUCGUUGUCAGACAUCUGCUUCAAGCCGGCUGCACCAUCUUUGCCGAAGGACAGCAUUGCCAACAAUUUGCUUGAUCUUCUCGAUCGGAUCAUCCCGUGCAUUUGGAUCACGCCAAUCGACUGUUUCUGGGAGGGCAGCAAGGCCUUGGGCCCGCAAAAACCCCUGAAUGACGUCCUUGGAAUGGUCCAACUGGUUCCCUCGAUCCCGUCCGGUGAUGUGACCUGGCGAAACUUUGAUCCAAUCGCUGUAAUCGACGACAUUCACAAGAUUUUCCCGCUUGGCACCCAUUACACAUUUUUCCAAAGAACGGGCAUCGGCCACGGCUAUCUGGAUCGCCCAUGCAUCGACCCCUUGGACCCGGAAUGCCCGAAGCUGGCGCCGAAUUACUGGGAUCACUGCCCCCACCUCGACCAGUUCCUCGCCUACACCGAGCAGAAAGGCGUCAAGAUCGUUCCGGUUGUGAAGAACGAAGGCUUUGACUUCAUGAGCCUAUUUGGUCGACGCAAGCGCGAAGUCGCGGGUAACGUCACCGUCCAAAACGUCACGACACCGACAGCAACCCCGGUGGCGGCCGCAGCAACAACAGUGACGCCGGUCACGACUACGACAACGAUUUCGCCUGAAAAACGAUGCAAAGAAUACCGGCAACCGAUGCUCGAGUACAUGUCGGCCAAUCCUGAGACGAUUGCUCAAUACAUCCCGCCAUCGGCAAUGCCGGCGCACCCAAAAUACGGUCAAGUCAUGUCGGGCGGUUGCCCAGGAUUCGCUAGCGGUGUUCUGCACUGGCCCGAAGACAUGAUAUUGGGAGGAGCCCGCCGUUCCACUCCGAAUGGCCCGCUUGACUCCGCUGAUGCAUUGCAAUCUGUAUUCUUGGUCGCCUCGCCUAAUGAUGUUUACUUGCGCUUCAAGCCUAAGGCCGGCCGAAAGGCGGUGAAACCCGGUUUCAACGAGUCAAACUGGUCUCCUGAAUUGGCCGCGAAAAUCAUCACUGCAUGGCAGCGCAAUUUCACGUCAUCCCUCUACAAGCAUGAGGAAAAUAUUGAUGCUGAUGGCAACGAACAUCGUACAAUCCAUCCGCUCGCUUCGACUUCGAUUGCUGAUAUGUUGGAGGAGUUCUGCCAAUUCAACUACCUAAUCAUCUUUGUCGGCUAUGGGCUUAUGCUCGUCUACGCGGUUGUCACUCAAUUCCGGCGCGAGGGCUGCCUCCCCGCUGCUCAUUCUUGCAUGGGACUUGCAUUUGCUGGCGUGUUCACCGUCACCUUUGCUUCCGUCGCCGGAUUGGGAUUGGCAACGUGGUUUGGAAUCGAGUUCAAUGCUGCUACUACACAGAUUGUUCCUUUCCUCACUCUUGGGAUUGGCGUCGAUAACAUGUUCAUGUUGCUGCACAAUUACCACGACGUCGUCAUUAUGACAGGACGGGAUGAGCUUGGGAUGCUGAUGCGCGAGACCGGAAUGAGCAUUCUCUGUACAUCGAUCAACAACAUUCUAUCGUUCCUCGCCGGCACAUUACUCCCAAUUCCUGCGCUGAGAUCUUUCUGUGCACAAUCCUCGAUACUGCUUACGUUCAACUUCAUUGCCAUCCUGACGCUAUAUCCAGCGCUGAUCGCUUUGGAUUUGAAGCGCAGGAAGAGCGGCAAACGCGACUUAUUCUGCUGUUUGUCUACCGAAAGCUUUGAUGAUUCAUACGCCAUCAUUACCAAGCCCAAGAUUCAUGAAAAGAAGAUGAUCACGUUCGAAUCGGCUAACAACAAUUAUCGCAACUUUACUUCUUGCACCGAGAAGGACUUUGAUGAAGAGGAUAACCAGCCAGCCCCCUAUACGCUUCACUCCGGCAUUCGCAACUAUUAUAUCCCGCUGAUCGAACGACGUGGGAUGAAGGCCUUCAUUCUGUGCUUCUGCUUCGGUCUGACGUUGAUGGCUGCGGUCGGAAUGCAGAAGGCUUCGAUUGGACUAGAACUGUCUGAUGUGCUUCCUGAGCAUACUGCUCCCGCGGCUUUCCUCAAGGCUCGUGACAAGUACUUCUCCUUCUACCCGAUGUUCGCUGUGCUCAAGGGAGCUUCUGAAUACGUCAUCAAAUCAAAGUCUGGCGAACCAAGCGAGAAGUACUGGCUCCAAAUGAUGCGGGACUGGUUGAUUUCCAUCCAGACAGCUUACGAACAAGCACUGGUGGACGGAAAGUUCGAUCUCGUCACUGGGCAAGUAAUUGGGGUGGAGCCGAACAAAUCUGGGCAAAUCAAAAAACUAACCGAAGAUGCGCUCAUUGCGUAUCGCUUGAUAUGCAGUUAUGGGAAUACUUACAAUUGCACUAAUCGGGUGGGCAAGAUCAAGCUUGUUGACGAAGCCGGCACGAUCAAGCACGAGAGCUUCUACAAUUGCUUGAGUGCGUGGUACAACUCUGAUAACAUGAUGUACUAUGUCUCGCAAGCCAGCUUCUAUCCGCGGCCACCAAAAUGGAGUGUUGAUGACAACACUACACUACUGGUGCCGCCGGCUCACCCACUUGCCUAUUCACAAAUCCCUUUCUAUCUAACCGGCCUCACCAACACCCCGGUCAUCGUGGAUAUGAUCAAGGAUAUCCGACGUAUAUGCGACAACUUCACAAACGAGGGGCUUCCGAACUUCCCACAAGGAAUCGCAUUCACUUUCUGGGAGCAAUAUCUCCACCUCUCCGGCAACUUGCUGAAGGCCAUCGCUCUGAUCGCACUCGCCGUGUUUGUCGUAAUUUCACUGCUGCUCUUCAACCCUUGGGCUGCUGGCAUCAUCCUGAUCAUCCUCAUCUGCAUGACCGUUCAAUUGGCUGGUUUCAUGGGAUGGGCUGGAGUGAAAAUGAAUCCUGUGUCGGCGGUAACGCUGAUCACGGCCGUCGGUAUUGGCGUCGAAUUCACGGCACACGUGGUACUCGCCUUUUUGACUGCGCUGGGCACAAGGGUCGAGCGAACCCGUGCCGCCGUCGAUCGAGUUUUCGUGCCGGUGAUUCAUGGAGCGUUAUCGACGCUUCUGGGCAUCCUCAUGUUGGCGUUUUCGGAAUUCGAGUUUGUGGUGAAGUACUUCUUCGUGGUGAUGUCGGCGCUAAUCGUCAUUGGGUUGAUCAACGGGCUUAUGCUGUUACCAGUUUUACUGUCAAUUUGCGGCCCACCAAUGGAGGUGCAACCUGUCGACGGAGGAAACCGUCUCCGAUUGCCUCCACCGUUGAGAAAGCGAUGCGAAGCAAACGACACGGACGAGGAGGAAGAUGAAGGAGGGCUCGUAUUCAGAAGACGUGGUUCCCAGCACCUCCGUCUU
Mesorhabditis spiculigera is the source of this 4008-nucleotide messenger RNA. The record is from the annotation of a GenBank genome assembly. Lineage: Eukaryota; Metazoa; Nematoda; Chromadorea; Rhabditida; Rhabditidae.